ACUUUAGAAAAUUGUUUAAACAGCAAAAUCAGGGAGCAUUAGUAGGCCACCACUGCCCAUUGCACACACAAAAUCAUGACACCAGUCUUUUGAGAAGAGAAGGGAUUUAUUACUGGCCAGCGUGAGAUAGGAGGCUAUCAUUCAAAUUUGCUUUCCUGAUUAGGUCUUGGGGAAAGUUUGAUGGCUUAGGUGGGAGAAAGCUGGUAUGUGGAAAGGCUGAUGAGCCAAGUUGUGACUGGAGCAGCUUGGAAGCAGGCCAACAGGGUAUGACAGGGCAGCUCUAAGAAAGCAGGAAGUUAAACCAUCAGUCUCAUUGGUAAAGCAUAAGAGGGAUAUAACUUUAGGAAACUAAGGGGAAACCAUAACAAAAGAGCUUGGAGUUUGGGGCUUCAGGAGGCCCCGGGUAAAAGGGGAGCCCACAUGGGCAUCCCCUAUCAAGAAGGUCUAGGAAGGAAACGGAUAGAUGGCCAUUUUAUUAGGUCCAGCGGCUAUCUCUGCCUAUUUUCCAUGAAUAUUUAUGACAAGUAGUUUCCGGAAAUUUGGCAGAGUGUCUUCAGUAGAUGCUCCAUCGUUAGUUAACAAGGGGAGACCGAAGUGGUGAGAAAGCCCCAAUUAUCAGCAAGGCUGAAGCCCAGAGAGAGCUGGACACGGGAUUUUUAAAAUGGUCUAGAUCCCGGGGAAAGCGCGCAGAUCCGUUCCUGAGGUUUUUCCUUUACACGGACACAACAAUGAAAAGCAGCGCUCCGUGAAGAGAACCUGACUGCUCGCCCGCGUCCAACAGCUCCAGCGCUCUUCAGGUCUUCACGACCCACCGAGGAGCAGCCCAGGCCCGCCCUCGCUCUCCGUCGGGGAGCCGGUUUCGGAGCCCUGCUCCGCAGAGCGGGGCUAAACCACGCCCGGAACCCACAACCAAACGCAGGGUUUCCCGACGCCCGGGUGGGUGGGGUAGCGCCUGCCCGCGGUCACGUGCGCCCGCGGCUCUCUUCCGCUUCCGUAAGUUCCGGGUGCGACCGUCGCUUCGCUCCGGCCGGGAGCUGAAGGCGCUGGGUCCGUCGUUGCUUCUUAAGUCUUCAAGACUGCCACUGCCUUGUUCCCAGAGGGAUGGACACGAGUGUCCCCGGGUCUCCGUCCCCGGACGGGGUCCCGACAGAGCCACCGGACAGCCUGGAGGUCCGGGAACCGAUGCCUGGUGUAAGUGACACUUCUCCAGAUGAAGGGUUAAUAGAGGACCUGAGUGUAGAAGACAAAGCUGUGGAGCAGCUGGCAGAAGGAUUGCUUUCUCACUACUUGCCAGACCUGCAGAGAUCAAAACAAGCCCUCCAGGAGCUCACACAGAACCAGGUUGUAUUAUUAGACACACUGGAACAAGAGAUUUCAAAAUUUAAAGAAUGUCAUUCUAUGUUGGACAUUAAUGCUUUGUUCACUGAAGCUAAACACUAUCAUGCCAAGUUGGUGAAUAUAAGAAAAGAGAUGCUGAUGCUUCAUGAAAAGACAUCAAAGUUAAAAAAAAGAGCACUGAAACUGCAGCAGAAGAGGCAAAAAGAAGAGUUGGAAAGGGAGCAGCAGCGGGAGAAGGAAUUUGAGAGAGAGAAGCAGUUAACUGCCAGACCAGCCAAGAGGACGUGAAGAGUGGUGUUUGUGUGUUUUCUUCGCCUGUCCCUUAUUCUUUAGAUGUAAGAUGAGCAGAGUGUAGAGUCACAAGGUAGUGCCUUAAACCAUUGUGUUAUUUUGAAAUCCUUAUCCCAGGAUUGCUGUCUUCAUAUGUCCGUUUCAUCCAUUCAAGAAGCAUUUCUCUUUAGGUAGUAGAUGUAAUGUCACUGUUUUGAUCUUUUCAACUUUUGUUUUACUUCAUUUUAAAGUUUGUUAUUUUUGCCUUCAGUCAUUUGAAAACUGGGAAAAAAAUGGUUUGAUGUCAGAGUCUAGACUCUAAAUUGUUAAAAAUUUAGUAUGAAUUUUUUUAGCUUCUUGAAUGCAGAUUUUUUUCUUUGACUUUUGCUUGUUUUUUUUUUUUUUGUUUUGUUUUGUUUUGUUUUGUUUUUUGUUUUUUGAGUGCAGGUUUCAACAUUUCCAUUUCUUAUUUUAUGACCUGAUUUGCCUUUCUGGCAGGACAACAUUAAUUUUUGGUAAUUGCCUUUACUUUGCUUAGUUAAGAGAACAUAACAGUUGUUUAAUUGCGUACGCCCCUGGAAAAGAUGUGGUGUAAAGUUUUGAGAACAACAGAAUGCAAAAGUGUGUGCACAGGAAAUGACAGCAUCUUAUACGAGGAAGGGGAGCAGCGAGAUGCCAGAGGGAUUCCACUAACCACAUGCUCUGUGCCGUUUAGUGUUGAGCUUACAUAGCUUUUGUGUUCCAGGUAGACUAUAUGUGUUAAGUUUGGCAAGGAUGGUGGAGCUAUCACACACUCACAUGUGCUUAUGUGUUCACAGUGUUAGUAACAGUCAUAAUACACUGAAAGAGUUUCUUGUUUCAAAAAAAUUCUUAAGAUAGAAUCAUAUGUACCAACAGCCACUUUAUAGAUAAUAACAGGAAUGGUAGGAAAUUAGUAAAUUACUUCUCAAAAGCAGCAGCAGUUUUAGUGUUUUCUAGAAUAUUUCUUGGGUAUCAUAUUUGGAAAUUCAUAUGAGGGAAAUAUGUUUUAUUGCUUAAAACUGAGAGUGUAUUAUUCACAGUUUUAGUGUUAUUUAAAAUUCACCUGGUUUCCUAUCUGUAUUGAAAGUGCGUGAUUGGAAUGCAUAUCAUCUGUAACCCACAUUACAUUUUGGUGAGCUGGAAUCACUACCUCUGAUCAUAUACCAAUCAAGCUAAUAAUGGGGAAAGCUUUAGAUUUCAAUUCAGUUGCUAAGAACUGAUUUGUUUAAAGGCUUAGCUAAUUUGUUUGAAAGAGCCUUUCCCUUCUUUAAUGAAUGAAUUAUGGUCUCACAAUUCACUUGACUUUAACCUUAUACUGAAUAUAAAUAUAUUCGAAAAAGCUAAGUGUUGCCUCAAACACUUGUUACAGCUGCCUGGGGAAGGACUCACUAGAGCUUGCAGGACAAUGUCAUCUACACUGCUGAAUGUACUCCUUUCUAAUGUGAUAUCUAACAGACUAUGCAUUGCUUCUCAGAGUGGGUUUGGAGCAGCUGUAUUGUUUGUGUAACAUUCUCAUUCCUGGACACCACUCUCAAUCUGCUGAAGCAAAUCAAUGUUAAUGCCUCCUGCCCCUCUGACCCCCUGCCAUGAUUCUGAUGCAUCUUAAAAAUGAGAAUCACCAGCAUAGUAGUUAAGGUUAGGGUUUCCCACACUGGGCUGUGCCAUGUCACUGUCACCUUGGAAGUUUUGAAAAAUACAUUCUGGAUUCUUAUACUUUAGUUCUGAUGUGGAGCCUGUGUAUACAUUAAGGAGCUCCCCAGAUGAUUCUCACGUAAGGACCCACUGGUGUAGACUAUAGUGUUUUAUAUUUGUAAGUGGUGAGAGAGUUUAAAAGCUAUCCAGUAACUCUUGGAUUAAUCUUAUGAAAUACUGCUCUGCUGCUUUUGAUACAAUGUCAGAUUUAGGACUGAACUUUAGCAGGCAGGAAAUAAAUAUAGAAGUCUGGCUCAUUAAUUGAACUUUUGUAACCUAUGUUAAAAUAAAUCAUGUUUAUUGAAUGAAAGGUGAGGCACAUCUACUUUCAGAAUUGUAUUAUUUAAGUGUUUAAGACUUUUAAAAUGUCAAGAUGAAUAUAUGUUAGCAUUCACUACUUUAAGGUCAGUUGUAAAUCAUAAGUACUGUUAUCUUGGUAACUAAAAUAUAAAACAUAGCUGUAUUUCAGUAACACAGAGGCAUAUCCUGCAGCUAUAUUGGAAUGGAACCCAUUAGUUAGUCUUGCUGUGUUUUUGCAUGGGAGGCUUCUGUUUCCUGGUUGAAAAAAAAUCACUGUCUUGAAACUGUAUCAGCAUGUACUGAACUGAAAUGAUGGGAAUCCACUUUGUAUUUUCUCUGCAGUAAGUAUCAUGUAAAUAGACACUGAAUGUAAUAUAGAUUGUGUCCACAGUGAGUUUUUGAGUGGAUACAGUUUAUAAAUAUAUCAAUUAUAUACCUUCAUCUGUUUGUCUGAUUUUAAACUUGUAAAAUGGGAACUACUUUUUAUGCGUUUAAUUAAAAAGACCUCUUAAUUAUCUGG
Messenger RNA from Oryctolagus cuniculus (rabbit), 4141 nucleotides. RefSeq names its product biogenesis of lysosomal organelles complex 1 subunit 6 (gene BLOC1S6). Gene Ontology annotation, biological process: intracellular transport. The record is from RefSeq and is a predicted model, not a curated record. Gene Ontology annotation, cellular component: BLOC-1 complex; transport vesicle. NCBI's taxonomy places the organism in Eukaryota, Metazoa, Chordata, Mammalia, Lagomorpha, Leporidae.